Castor canadensis (American beaver) is the source of this 3081-nucleotide messenger RNA. The record is from RefSeq and is a predicted model, not a curated record. Lineage: Eukaryota; Metazoa; Chordata; Mammalia; Rodentia; Castoridae.
GCAACCAUUGACGCCAUGUCGGGUUAUUCGAGUGACCGAGACCGCGGCCGGGAUCGAGGGUUUGGCGCACCUCGAUUUGGAGGGAGUAGGGCAGGACCCCUAUCUGGAAAGAAGUUUGGAAAUCCUGGGGAGAAGCUAGUUAAAAAGAAGUGGAAUCUUGAUGAACUGCCCAAAUUUGAGAAGAAUUUUUAUCAGGAACACCCUGAUUUGGCUAGGCGCACAGCACAAGAAGUAGAGACAUACAGAAGAAGCAAGGAAAUUACAGUUAGAGGUCACAACUGUCCAAAGCCAGUUCUGAAUUUCUAUGAGGCAAACUUCCCUGCAAAUGUCAUGGACGUGAUUGCAAGGCAGAACUUCACUGAACCCACUGCUAUUCAAGCUCAGGGAUGGCCAGUUGCUCUAAGUGGAUUGGAUAUGGUUGGAGUAGCACAGACUUCUGGGAAAACACUGUCUUAUUUGCUGCCUGCCAUCGUCCACAUCAAUCAUCAGCCAUUCCUAGAAAGAGGUGAUGGGCCUAUUUGUUUGGUGCUGGCACCAACUCGGGAACUGGCCCAGCAGGUGCAGCAAGUAGCUGCUGAGUACUGUAGAGCUUGUCGCUUGAAGUCCACUUGCAUCUAUGGUGGUGCUCCCAAGGGACCACAGAUAAGGGAUUUGGAGAGAGGUGUGGAAAUCUGUAUUGCAACACCUGGAAGACUGAUUGACUUUUUAGAGUGUGGAAAAACCAAUCUGAGAAGAACAACCUACCUUGUCCUUGAUGAAGCAGAUAGAAUGCUUGAUAUGGGCUUCGAGCCCCAAAUAAGGAAGAUUGUGGAUCAGAUAAGACCUGAUAGACAAACCCUAAUGUGGAGUGCGACUUGGCCAAAAGAAGUAAGACAGCUUGCUGAGGAUUUCCUGAAAGACUACAUUCAUAUAAACAUUGGCGCACUAGAAUUGAGUGAACACAACAUUCUUCAGAUUGUGGAUGUAUGUCAUGAUGUAGAAAAGGAUGAAAAACUUAUUCGCCUAAUGGAAGAGAUUAUGAGUGAGAAGGAGAAUAAAACCAUUGUUUUUGUUGAAACCAAAAGAAGAUGUGAUGAGCUUACCAGAAAAAUGAGGAGAGAUGGGUGGCCUGCCAUGGGUAUCCAUGGUGACAAGAGUCAACAGGAGCGUGACUGGGUUCUAAAUGAAUUCAAACAUGGAAAAGCUCCUAUUCUGAUUGCUACAGAUGUGGCCUCCAGAGGGCUAGAUGUGGAAGAUGUGAAAUUUGUCAUCAAUUAUGACUACCCUAACUCCUCAGAGGAUUAUAUUCAUCGAAUUGGAAGAACUGCUCGCAGUACCAAAACAGGCACAGCAUACACUUUCUUUACACCUAAUAAUAUAAAGCAAGUGAGCGACCUUAUCUCUGUGCUUCGGGAAGCUAAUCAAGCAAUUAAUCCCAAGUUGCUUCAGUUGGUCGAAGACAGAGGUUCAGGUAAGAUUAACCUUCAGUCGUUCCAGGGUAGAGGAGGCAUGAAGGAUGACCGUCGGGACAGAUACUCUGCAGGCAAAAGGGGUGGAUUUAAUACCUUUAGAGACAGGGAAAAUUAUGACAGAGGUUAUUCUAGUCUGCUUAAGAGAGAUUUUGGGGCAAAAACUCAGAAUGGUGUUUACAGUGCUGCAAAUUACACCAAUGGGAGCUUUGGAAGUAAUUUUGUGUCUGCUGGUAUACAAACCAGUUUUAGGACUGGUAAUCCAACAGGGACUUACCAGAAUGGUUAUGAUAGCACUCAGCAAUACGGAAGUAAUGUUGCAAAUAUGCACAAUGGUAUGAAUCAGCAGGCAUAUGCGUAUCCUGCUACUGCAGCUGCGCCUAUGAUUGGCUAUCCAAUGCCAACAGGGUAUUCUCAAUAAGACUUUAGAAGUAUAUGUAAAUGUCUGUUUUUCAUAAUUGCUCUUUAUAUUGUGUGUUAUCAGACAAGAUAGUUAUUUAAGAAACAUGGGAAAUGCAGAAAAUGACUGCAGUGCAGCAGUAAUUAUGGUGCACUUUUUCGCUAUUUAAGUUGGAUAUUUCUCUACAUUCCUGAAACAAUUUUUAGGUUUUUUUUUGUACUAGAAAAUGCAGGCAGUGUUUUCACAAAAGUAACUGUACAGUGAUUUGAAAUACAAUAAAUGAAGGCAAUGCAUGGCCUUCCAAUAAAAGAUAUUUGAAGACUGAAUUAAGUGGAAAUUGUACUUUAUUUUACGUAUAUAAUGUCAUGUAAAACUGCUUAAGAUGGUAUGGUCUUUUUUUUAAUCUUAAAAACAAGUGACUGCUUUCCAUUUUUUGAUUUGGGAUGGGGGAAUCAGAAGGUCCUUCUUACAGUGAUCUAUUGAUAAUGCAAAUUUUUAAAGGAGAUUGACUUAGGUAAGUUUGUAAUUCUAGGCUAAAUUGCAUAAAAGCUUUGUCAGUAGUUUGCAACAUCAGAGUUCUUUUAAUAAACCUAUUUUCUUGUAAGUAAGAAUGAUUAAAUGAAACCUUAGGACAGAAAGUAGUCAGCUAUUAAAGAGAGGCAACAACAUGGAUGACUUUAUUCUUUGGCAAAAUUCAUAAUUUGAAGCUCUGAAUACCUUUUUCAAGAAAAUUUUGUUAAUGCUCUUGGCUAUAUACAUUGUGAACUACCAAAAUGAACAAAACUGAAAGACUUGAUUUUGUCCAAGAGCUAAGUUUGAGUAACAAUUUACACAGUAUCCUUCGUGCAGGUUAUUUGCAGAUUGUAGUCUUCACAGACAUCCCUGGGCACGCACUUGUUAGACCUGGGAGUCAUGAAUGUCUCUACAAUAAUUCAGGGAAUUCUAGAGGUCUUCAAACUGUAAGGUCUAAUCAUAAUACAAGGGGAAAAGAAACCUCAUAAAAAUUAAUGGUUAAUCAGAAGGUAGCCAUAACCAAAAGCACAGUGAAUACAGUACAGGUCUUCACAUUAAGUUAAACAUGAACUCAAUGCUAUAGAAAGAUCCAGGGGAUAGUUUUAGAUUUAACUUUGGCCCACUAUCCUAAUAGUGUAUUUCAGUAAUGGCUAGAAGUAAGUCUGAAUGUCUUCCCAGAAAGUUUGGUGUAUGUUUUGCCCAGGACAAGGGAGGUUCAGG